Molecule: messenger RNA, 5946 nt
Organism: Schistosoma turkestanicum
Lineage: Eukaryota; Metazoa; Platyhelminthes; Trematoda; Strigeidida; Schistosomatidae
Source: the annotation of a GenBank genome assembly
AUGACUUAUUUGAAAUUAUACAUCUAUUUGAUGAUGAUACAAUUAAAUCAAUUAAAUGGACAUUUGAAUGAAUUCAACAAUCAUGUCAAUAAAAAUCAUCCAAUCUUAAACAUGAUGAAAUCAUUGAAUGAAACCAAUGUAAUCGAUGAUAACAACACUAAUCAAUCAACCAAUGAUGAAGAUGCUGUGAAUGGACAAAUAGAAACAGAAUCCGUUAAACCUAAUAUGAAUGAUAAGCUCAGUAAUCAUAAAUCAAUAAAUGCAACGAAUAGUGUUGAUGGCAAACAAACCACAACCAAUUCUAAAUCAACUGGCCAAAAUCAAUAUCAAAAUCAGAUAACAAUUAACAAUGGAAAUGGGAAAAGUAGAUCACAACAAACACAGAUUCUCAUACAACAAAGUGAUGAUGGAAAAAAGAGAAUUGUGGUGCAACAACAACAUUCUGGCGAUCUUAACGAUACAAAUUAUAUACAUAGACAAACACAAUCAAUACAGACAAUAUACAAUGAUGGAAAAGAUGAAAUCAAAGUACACCAAGAACAAGAACAUAUACCAUUAGAUAAAAAACCUGGAAAAACACACAAGAAACAUGUAAAAACAACGAUAAAGACAGACAUGGAAGAAAAACAAACUGCUACAGCAGUCACUGACAAUAUAUCAGAACAAAUAGUAUACACAACAAAAUCGAAAAAGACUACCAAUAGAGAGCCACUCAUGACGACACCAUUGUCGAAAACCACUGCACCUCAACAAACACUUGCACCAGUCACUGAUCUCACAUCAGAACAGAGUGAAUCAACCACAAAAUCCACAACGACUACCACUAGAAAGCCACUCAUGACGACACCAUUGUCGAAAACCACUGCACCUCAACAAACACUUGCACCAGUCACUGAUCUCACAUCAGAACAGAGUGAAUCAACCACAAAAUCCACAACGACUACCACUAGAAAGCCACUCAUGACGACACCAUUGUCGAAAACCACUGCACCUCAACAAACACUUGCACCAGUCACUGAUCUCACAUCAGAACAGAGUGAAUCAACCACAAAAUCCACAACGACUACCACUAGAAAGCCACUCAUGACGACACCAUUGUCGAAAACCACUGCACCUCAACAAACACUUGCACCAGUCACUGAUCUCACAUCAGAACAGAGUGAAUCAACCACAAAAUCCACAACGACUACCACUAGAAAGCCACUCAUGACGACACCAUUGUCGAAAACCACUGCACCUCAACAAACACUUGCACCAGUCACUGAUCUCACAUCAGAACAGAGUGAAUCAACCACAAAAUCCACAACGACUACCACUAGAAAGCCACUCAUGACGACACCAUUGUCGAAAACCACUGCACCUCAACAAACACUUGCACCAGUCACUGAUCUCACAUCAGAACAGAGUGAAUCAACCACAAAAUCCACAACGACUACCACUAGAAAGCCACUCAUGACGACACCAUUGUCGAAAACCACUGCACCUCAACAAACACUUGCACCAGUCACUGAUCUCACAUCAGAACAGAGUGAAUCAACCACAAAAUCCACAACGACUACCACUAGAAAGCCACUCAUGACGACACCAUUGUCGAAAACCACUGCACCUCAACAAACACUUGCACCAGUCACUGAUCUCACAUCAGAACAGAGUGAAUCAACCACAAAAUCCACAACGACUACCACUAGAAAGCCACUCAUGACGACACCAUUGUCGAAAACCACUGCACCUCAACAAACACUUGCACCAGUCACUGAUCUCACAUCAGAACAGAGUGAAUCAACCACAAAAUCCACAACGACUACCACUAGAAAGCCACUCAUGACGACACCAUUGUCGAAAACCACUGCACCUCAACAAACACUUGCACCAGUCACUGAUCUCACAUCAGAACAGAGUGAAUCAACCACAAAAUCCACAACGACUACCACUAGAAAGCCACUCAUGACGACACCAUUGUCGAAAACCACUGCACCUCAACAAACACUUGCACCAGUCACUGAUCUCACAUCAGAACAGAGUGAAUCAACCACAAAAUCCACAACGACUACCACUAGAAAGCCACUCAUGACGACACCAUUGUCGAAAACCACUGCACCUCAACAAACACUUGCACCAGUCACUGAUCUCACAUCAGAACAGAGUGAAUCAACCACAAAAUCCACAACGACUACCACUAGAAAGCCACUCAUGACGACACCAUUGUCGAAAACCACUGCACCUCAACAAACACUUGCACCAGUCACUGAUCUCACAUCAGAACAGAGUGAAUCAACCACAAAAUCCACAACGACUACCACUAGAAAGCCACUCAUGACGACACCAUUGUCGAAAACCACUGCACCUCAACAAACACUUGCACCAGUCACUGAUCUCACAUCAGAACAGAGUGAAUCAACCACAAAAUCCACAACGACUACCACUAGAAAGCCACUCAUGACGACACCAUUGUCGAAAACCACUGCACCUCAACAAACACUUGCACCAGUCACUGAUCUCACAUCAGAACAGAGUGAAUCAACCACAAAAUCCACAACGACUACCACUAGAAAGCCACUCAUGACGACACCAUUGUCGAAAACCACUGCACCUCAACAAACACUUGCACCAGUCACUGAUCUCACAUCAGAACAGAGUGAAUCAACCACAAAAUCCACAACGACUACCACUAGAAAGCCACUCAUGACGACACCAUUGUCGAAAACCACUGCACCUCAACAAACACUUGCACCAGUCACUGAUCUCACAUCAGAACAGAGUGAAUCAACCACAAAAUCCACAACGACUACCACUAGAAAGCCACUCAUGACGACACCAUUGUCGAAAACCACUGCACCUCAACAAACACUUGCACCAGUCACUGAUCUCACAUCAGAACAGAGUGAAUCAACCACAAAAUCCACAACGACUACCACUAGAAAGCCACUCAUGACGACACCAUUGUCGAAAACCACUGCACCUCAACAAACACUUGCACCAGUCACUGAUCUCACAUCAGAACAGAGUGAAUCAACCACAAAAUCCACAACGACUACCACUAGAAAGCCACUCAUGACGACACCAUUGUCGAAAACCACUGCACCUCAACAAACACUUGCACCAGUCACUGAUCUCACAUCAGAACAGAGUGAAUCAACCACAAAAUCCACAACGACUACCACUAGAAAGCCACUCAUGACGACACCAUUGUCGAAAACCACUGCACCUCAACAAACACUUGCACCAGUCACUGAUCUCACAUCAGAACAGAGUGAAUCAACCACAAAAUCCACAACGACUACCACUAGAAAGCCACUCAUGACGACACCAUUGUCGAAAACCACUGCACCUCAACAAACACUUGCACCAGUCACUGAUCUCACAUCAGAACAGAGUGAAUCAACCACAAAAUCCACAACGACUACCACUAGAAAGCCACUCAUGACGACACCAUUGUCGAAAACCACUGCACCUCAACAAACACUUGCACCAGUCACUGAUCUCACAUCAGAACAGAGUGAAUCAACCACAAAAUCCACAACGACUACCACUAGAAAGCCACUCAUGACGACACCAUUGUCGAAAACCACUGCACCUCAACAAACACUUGCACCAGUCACUGAUCUCACAUCAGAACAGAGUGAAUCAACCACAAAAUCCACAACGACUACCACUAGAAAGCCACUCAUGACGACACCAUUGUCGAAAACCACUGCACCUCAACAAACACUUGCACCAGUCACUGAUCUCACAUCAGAACAGAGUGAAUCAACCACAAAAUCCACAACGACUACCACUAGAAAGCCACUCAUGACGACACCAUUGUCGAAAACCACUGCACCUCAACAAACACUUGCACCAGUCACUGAUCUCACAUCAGAACAGAGUGAAUCAACCACAAAAUCCACAACGACUACCACUAGAAAGCCACUCAUGACGACACCAUUGUCGAAAACCACUGCACCUCAACAAACACUUGCACCAGUCACUGAUCUCACAUCAGAACAGAGUGAAUCAACCACAAAAUCCACAACGACUACCACUAGAAAGCCACUCAUGACGACACCAUUGUCGAAAACCACUGCACCUCAACAAACACUUGCACCAGUCACUGAUCUCACAUCAGAACAGAGUGAAUCAACCACAAAAUCCACAACGACUACCACUAGAAAGCCACUCAUGACGACACCAUUGUCGAAAACCACUGCACCUCAACAAACACUUGCACCAGUCACUGAUCUCACAUCAGAACAGAGUGAAUCAACCACAAAAUCCACAACGACUACCACUAGAAAGCCACUCAUGACGACACCAUUGUCGAAAACCACUGCACCUCAACAAACACUUGCACCAGUCACUGAUCUCACAUCAGAACAGAGUGAAUCAACCACAAAAUCCACAACGACUACCACUAGAAAGCCACUCAUGACGACACCAUUGUCGAAAACCACUGCACCUCAACAAACACUUGCACCAGUCACUGAUCUCACAUCAGAACAGAGUGAAUCAACCACAAAAUCCACAACGACUACCACUAGAAAGCCACUCAUGACGACACCAUUGUCGAAAACCACUGCACCUCAACAAACACUUGCACCAGUCACUGAUCUCACAUCAGAACAGAGUGAAUCAACCACAAAAUCCACAACGACUACCACUAGAAAGCCACUCAUGACGACACCAUUGUCGAAAACCACUGCACCUCAACAAACACUUGCACCAGUCACUGAUCUCACAUCAGAACAGAGUGAAUCAACCACAAAAUCCACAACGACUACCACUAGAAAGCCACUCAUGACGACACCAUUGUCGAAAACCACUGCACCUCAACAAACACUUGCACCAGUCACUGAUCUCACAUCAGAACAGAGUGAAUCAACCACAAAAUCCACAACGACUACCACUAGAAAGCCACUCAUGACGACACCAUUGUCGAAAACCACUGCACCUCAACAAACACUUGCACCAGUCACUGAUCUCACAUCAGAACAGAGUGAAUCAACCACAAAAUCCACAACGACUACCACUAGAAAGCCACUCAUGACGACACCAUUGUCGAAAACCACUGCACCUCAACAAACACUUGCACCAGUCACUGAUCUCACAUCAGAACAGAGUGAAUCAACCACAAAAUCCACAACGACUACCACUAGAAAGCCACUCAUGACGACACCAUUGUCGAAAACCACUGCACCUCAACAAACACUUGCACCAGUCACUGAUCUCACAUCAGAACAGAGUGAAUCAACCACAAAAUCCACAACGACUACCACUAGAAAGCCACUCAUGACGACACCAUUGUCGAAAACCACUGCACCUCAACAAACACUUGCACCAGUCACUGAUCUCACAUCAGAACAGAGUGAAUCAACCACAAAAUCCACAACGACUACCACUAGAAAGCCACUCAUGACGACACCAUUGUCGAAAACCACUGCACCUCAACAAACACUUGCACCAGUCACUGAUCUCACAUCAGAACAGAGUGAAUCAACCACAAAAUCCACAACGACUACCACUAGAAAGCCACUCAUGACGACACCAUUGUCGAAAACCACUGCACCUCAACAAACACUUGCACCAGUCACUGAUCUCACAUCAGAACAGAGUGAAUCAACCACAAAAUCCACAACGACUACCACUAGAAAGCCACUCAUGACGACACCAUUGUCGAAAACCACUGCACCUCAACAAACACUUGCACCAGUCACUGAUCUCACAUCAGAACAGAGUGAAUCAACCACAAAAUCCACAACGACUACCACUAGAAAGCCACUCAUGACGACACCAUUGUCGAAAACCACUGCACCUCAACAAACACUUGCACCAGUCACUGAUCUCACAUCAGAACAGAGUGAAUCAACCACAAAAUCCACAACGACUACCACUAGAAAGCCACUCAUGACGACACCAUUGUCGAAAACCACUGCACCUCAACAAACACUUGCACCACUUAAGAAAAGAUAA